This is a messenger RNA of Gaeumannomyces tritici R3-111a-1, 1471 nucleotides long. RefSeq lists its product as hypothetical. NCBI's taxonomy places the organism in Eukaryota, Fungi, Ascomycota, Sordariomycetes, Magnaporthales, Magnaporthaceae. The transcript is spliced from 6 exons. Bases 179 to 1324 code for a protein of 381 amino acids. Gene Ontology annotation, cellular component: cytoplasm. The record is from RefSeq and is a predicted model, not a curated record.
CAACGCCAUAGACUCGGUUGAUUGGCGCUACCAAAGUAUUGAUGAUUGCUGCUGCCAUUGAACGGGUUACCAAACGGGUUACCAACACCUCGUGAGCUGUUGCAUACUACCAGGCGCGGCUUCCUGUCUGUGUCGAUUCGAACAACCCGUCCAACUUUGCCCUCAUUCCGUGGACACAAUGGAUUUCGACGAUGACGAGCUUCCGCCGGACCUGGUCGACACUGGUGAUAGCCUCUCAGAGGCCGAGAAGCCCGUCAAGGUUCCCAUCACCAUAGUUACCGGCUAUCUGGGCGCCGGCAAGACAACUCUACUCAACUACAUUCUCACGGCUGAGCACGGAAAGAAGAUCGCUGUUAUCAUGAACGAGUUUGGAGAUUCCCUCGACAUCGAGAAAUCUCUCACAGUCAAUAAAGACGGCGAGUCGGUUGAAGAGUGGAUGGAGGUUGGCAAUGGUUGUAUAUGCUGCUCGGUCAAGGAUACGGGCGUUGCGGCUAUCGAGUCGCUGAUGGAGAAAAAGGGCAAGUUCGACUACAUCCUUCUGGAGACGACGGGCCUGGCGGACCCCGGAAACCUGGCGCCGCUUUUCUGGGUUGACGAGGGUCUCAGUAGCACCAUCUACUUGGAUGGCAUCGUCACCCUGGUUGAUGCCAAGAAUGUGUUGCGCAGCCUCGACGACCCGUCGGGCAAGGUUGAGGGCCACGAGGACAGUGAUGCCCACGGGCCACUCAUGACCACCGCACACGUCCAGAUCUCGCAUGCGGACGUCAUAGUCAUCAACAAAGCAGAUCUGGUUUCGGAGUCCGAGUUGGACGCAGUCAGGGGAAGGAUACAAUCCAUCAACGGGCUUGCCAAGAUACACACGACCAAACAGAGCGUGGUACCCCGGCUGGAGGGCUUUUUGCUGGACUUGCAUGCCUACGACAGGGUUGAGGGCCUGGACUCGACAGCCUCCAAGGGGCACUCCCACCUAGAUUCGUCAAUAUCGACCAUAUCGAUACCUCUGGGCGUGCUCCAGCCCGCUCAGGUAGCAAAGGUCGACAAGUGGCUGCAAUCAGUCCUGUGGGAAAACGAGCUGCCCGGCACUGGCAAGGUCCAGGACAAGGCUAGGUUCGAGGUUCAUCGCGUAAAGGGGCGGCUGGUUUUUUCUGAUGGUGGUGCCAAGAUGGUCCAAGGAGUGCGUGAACUGUUCGAAAUAUUCGAUUCACUAGAAGAAAAGGGGAAAGAGGCGGAUGCAGGUAUGGCGAGCGGUGGGAAAAUGGUUCUGAUUGGGAGGCACCUCUUAGGCUUUGAUUUUGCAGGAAGCCUCCUCGGGAACCUGAGCUGAAAGAGUGCACGUGGCUGCCUACAGCCAUGUGGCAUUUGGCGUUUCUAGCGAGCCAAAGGUGAUGGAAUGCAGCAGACAAACAGAAGACAAACAGAAGACAAAGAGAAGAAAAAAGCGCAAACGAAGGCGUUUGCCCGCCGCCCCGCA